AUGUAUGGAAGCGAGAAACAAGUAACCACUUAUGUGACAACAGAGAAUAACCUCGGCUCCAAUAUUCAUACUAACCAUUCGUGUGCCAACAGAGAUGAACCACACGAUGAGUAUGAUGCAGACCUUUGUCCUAGUGAAGAAAGCUAUCAUAGUCAUCUCAGUUCUGAUAAUGAAGACGGUCUAAUGAAUGAUGAUGAUGAAUUUAACUCAUUUAGUAAGAAUAGCAUGAGAAUGGAAGUCGGCACGAUGAGUAUGAUGCAGACCAUUGUCCUAGUGAAGAAAGCUAUCAUAGUCAUCUCAGUUCUGAUAAUGAAGACGGUCUAA
Lactuca virosa is the source of this 324-nucleotide messenger RNA. Lineage: Eukaryota; Viridiplantae; Streptophyta; Magnoliopsida; Asterales; Asteraceae. The record is from the annotation of a GenBank genome assembly.